Messenger RNA from Eleginops maclovinus (Patagonian blennie), 5029 nucleotides. RefSeq lists its product as uncharacterized. Lineage: Eukaryota; Metazoa; Chordata; Actinopteri; Perciformes; Eleginopidae. Bases 485 to 3271 code for a protein of 928 amino acids. The record is from RefSeq and is a predicted model, not a curated record. The transcript is spliced from 12 exons.
GGGCCCCCUUCAGGUCUUUUACAAGGAUUCGUGGGAUGAUCUCAGUGCCACCGUAUUGUCUUCCUCUAAAAAUAAAAACAGAAAGACCUGUUUCAGAGUGUAGAUAUUUCGGUGUCUUUGCAGUAGAGAGUCGGGGGUUACACUUGUCUUUUAAUUGGUUUCUCAGGGUGUGCUGCUGGUGUUUUAUCUUCAGCUGUGGAUGGCUGAAUGGUGAGCUGUAAAAAAAAGAAAGAAAGGAAGCUUCCCCUGGCAGGCAUCUUCCCCCUCAGUCAGUCUGACCGCCCACAGUCCGGGGGGAGAAAGUGCUGCUUUGUGAAUGAAGGGAGCGGCGGAGGGCAGAAAACAAACUUUACCAAAUCCAUUUCCGACGUUUUCACUUCCAACCGGACACGUUUCGACGGUGCAACAGGCGACACCUGGCCGACAAGGACCAAAGAAAACACAAAGCUCCCCUUCCUGGGUUAUUUCGGAGAAGCUGUAAAUCAUGGUGGUCAGUUUGGCCUGUGUGGCCUGUCUCUGCCUGGUGGUGGUAGUCAGCGGCGACCCCUGCCUCAUCAUCAGCGAGAUCAAUGCCGACAACCCCAGACUGGACACCACUGAGUUUGUGGAGCUGUAUCACACGAGUGGACAGCGUUCCUCCCUGGACGGCUACACUCUGGUGUUCUUUAACGGAAAUGGUAACAUAGCCUACAAGGUGCUGGACCUGAAAGGCCACAGCACAGACGACAGGGGGUUCUUCCUGGUGGGUUCGGUGGACAUGCUGCCCAAACCCGCCAUCCUCCUGCCUCCAAACACCGUCCAGAACGGGCCCGACGCCAUCGUCCUCUACCACACAUCUGCUUCCCGCUACAACGAGAAGAUGAACGUCACCGCCUUUGGGCUGGUGGACGCCGUGGUGUACAUGACCCGGCGUACUGGGGGCGCAGAGUUCCUCGCUGAGACUCUGACCCCAGGAGAGCCGGCGUUUGUGGAGGACGAAUCGACCCUGGAGGGGGACGAGUCCAUCGAGAGGUGCCUGCUGUCUGAAGACCACUGGGGCUUUCAGGUGUCCUCCCCUUCCCCGGGUCAGAGGAAUAACUGCACCCCGCCUGCGGCUCCAGCAACCAUUCCUGUGAUCACAGAGCUGAAGCUGGGAGGAGGGCAGGUGGACGGCUUCGUGGAGCUGACCGAGGCUCCGGCUGCCGGUCCUCUGGCGCUGGUUGUGCUGAAUGGCAGAACGGACAGGGUCAGCGUGAGCGUGGACGUGAACGUGGAAACAUCCAGGAACGGGUUGAUCUCCGUGAACAUUGAGAAGAGCUUCAUGAAAGGAGAUGAUUCUGGGGCAGUGGCUAUUUACAGUGGCAGAGCCGUGGACUUCCCCUCGGGCAGUCCGCUGAGCCAGAUACAGCCUCUAGAUGCAUUUGUGUUUGCUGGACCUGGAAACAAGCCGAGCGCCAACCUCACUGAGAUUCUCAUCCCCGGCAGAGAGCCCUACCAACUCAGCAACAGUUUAAGAGAAGGGGGCUACUAUCUGAGUCGCUGUGGUGUGGCCACCUGGGCCAGAGACCCUGGUGUCUUCUGGGAGGCCCCGCAGACUCCAGCUCAGCCAAACCAGUGCCCCUGGCCAAAGAUCUGCCCCCACAGCAUGGUGCUUCCAGGAGGCACAGAUUCCCCUCCCCACCUCCCACCCUGGGGCAACAGCGACUUUCUGAUCAACGAGCUGAACACCGACACACCCGGCGCCGCUGAGGACGGCGAGUACAUCGAGCUCUGGCACCCAUCGGGGCGCCGGGUGUCCCUGCAGGGCAUCUGGAUCCUGCUCUUCAGCGCGCACAACAACAAACCCUACAGGGAGAUCAGUCUGAGUGGACACUACACCACCUCUAAGGGCUACUUCCUGCUGGGCAGUGACAGGCUGGUGCCGGCUCCGUCGCUCCGCCUGCCCCCCAACACCAUCCAGAACGGGCCCGACGCUGUGGCGCUGUAUCGCAGCCCCUAUGGCCCGCCGUCCGCCUCACAGCGGGGGAUCCCCACCAAAGGGCUGCUGGAUGCGGUGGUGUACCGGCAGAGGGGAUCAGAUAAGGAGGCGCAGGAGCUGAGUAAAGCUCUGACCCCGGGACAGCUCCCUCUGCUGGAGGACCCUGAUGUUCUGCCCGGAGACGAGGCCCUCAGCCGCUGCAGAGGCCUCUACCCCUACGACCUGUCCGCUUUCUCAGUGGCUCCGCCCACGCCUCUGAGGGAGAACAGCUGCCCCCGCCCGCCUCCGGCCCCUGAGGGUGUGGUCAUCAGUGAGGUGGCGAGUAGCCACUGGACCAAUCACAACCAGCAGAGGAGCUUUGUGGAGCUGCACGGCCCCCCCAGGACGGACCUGCGGGGCCUGGUGCUCUCGGUGUUCGACCAGGAGCGCAGCGGCACCGUCAUCGCUCUGCCUCUGACCGGAUCUGUGGACGCGGACGGACUCUACGUAGUUGGAAAUGUCACCGGAGCAGAUCAGACGUUUCUGGAAGGUUCCGCGGUGCCGGCACGAGGAGCGGUGGUCCUGUGCUACGACCUGUUCAGUGUCUGCAGAGCCGGCACUGCGCUGACCAACUCCAGCCUCAGAGACGUCCUGGUGUUCAGUGAAAACCAGCAGCUGCUCUCCUCGCUGUCGUCCAGCAGAGGGAGACAAGUGAUUCCAGCUGCCAGGUCAGUGGAAGACGGUCCCGUGUCGCUCAGCCGGUGUUCGUGCUGCGACGUGAGGAGCCCAUCCUCCUGGACCACCUCCUCGCCCACUCCUCACAGCAUCAACCUCUGUCCCAGCUCCGCCUUCUCCAGUCACAUUGACCUUUGCCUCGGACCCCUGUCCAGUGACGCGCAGCAGCAGCAGUCUGGAGACUGCAGUAGUGUGAUCCAGGGGAAGAGGGUCGCUGAAGUGGCCGAAUACCUGGAGCAAAGGUGUCACUGUGGCAUCUCAGCCUUGUACCUCCAAGGGGCCAACUUUUCCUGUGUUUCUGGCUGGCUACGAGUGUGGGGGAACAUCCAGGCGCUGUCGGACCAUCAGAAGGCCCUAAUCAUCCAGACUUCGCACAUGAGUCCUUCGUCUGCUCAGGGAGACUUCUGCUCUGCUCCAACCACGGGACGCUACUCAAGCACAGCGUCGGCCCUGGGCUUACAGAUCGGGCUGAUCGUCGCCGUGCUCCUCCUGCUGGGAUUGGGAGCGGCUUUAUUCACGUACUUCUACAGGAGGAGGCGCCCGAUGGACUACUACACCAUGGAGCUGAGUGAGCACGCAGAGGGACUGUCAGAUCUAUAAUCCAGGCGUCUGGAAGUGCUCGUGUGCGUGGGAAGACUUCACCAGAGGGAGCGGGCGGUAAUCAGAGGUUAAUUUGACCCGAACGUAACUGAUUGUGCGGUUGUUAAAACAGGUGCCACCACAAGUGUCCUUCUGAGUGUCUUUGAGCAGAUCCCUGACUAAAUGACUGGGGAUUGUCUUGUUAACAGCCUUGUGGUGUCGAGUCUGUGCGUUUUCUCAUCCAUGGCACUGCUGACAUCCCCACAGCGAUCCAUGAAUCUAAUAAGAAAAGCAAGAUGAUACCAUAUUUUUAUAAAGGUCGAUGUGCAGCCUUUGCCUGUGAACAGUGCUGGUUACUACUUUUAAAGGAAAAGGAAGAUAAAAAGGGAGGGUUUUCUUUUAAUACUUGAGUCCUAAAUGGUCAUUUUUGUUGACUUGUUUAUGUUGUAUUUAAAAAUUAAAAAAACAACCAUGCUAUGCAGGAAGCUCUAUCCACAUAAUGACUUUCAUCACAUCCAGAUGUUGUAACCAAGAUAAUAUUCGUGACACAUUUAGUCUUCAAAACAGUCGACUUCCUGCUUCGUCCUCCUGCUACAUGCUGUGCAAAUGUUAUUCCUACUCUCUGAAAGGGCGCCAUUGUGUUUUUAAUGUGAAUGUCUUUAGCUAACGUGAUGAGCGUCUGUAACCACUCCUGUGUGCUUACUUAAAGCAAACUGUUUACAUUUUCUGGAAAAUUAGAAAGGGAUGCGAGAGAGUAAAUGAAUGAAGCGUAUUUGUUUUUGAAAAAUUGCUUAAGAAAAUCCGAAAAAAAGUUGUUUAUUUGUGAUUUUUUUUGUUUGUUGUUGUUUGUUUUGGUGGAUAAGAAACCUCUACUGUGCCUGAUUUACUUCUGUGUUAUUUGAUCAGCUGAUUCCUCAUUUAUUGGAGGGAAGGUACAGCCAUAAGUGUAAAUACUAUGGAUAUGUCAUUAGUUAUAAUCAAUCUGAAGGAAACAAAUAUUGUAGAAAUACAAAAAAAACAUCUAGAUUUUUGAUUCAGUUCUUUUAAAAAAUAGUAAAAAAUCUAAAUACUUAAAUUGGGCAAUUAAUCAUAAACAUCAAAUACAAAGUGGCAUUAAAUAAACAUGUCAGCCUGCAUAUGACGUUGUAUUUUUAAUAUUGCUUACCUUGUAAUGUCGCAUUGCUCAACUGUUUUGGUGCAAAGAAUUUCCACUCCUUGUAAAUACAUUUUAAAAGGAAACUUGAUUUUAAAACGACAAAAUCAUGUAAAUGAAGUCCUCUUUUGUAAGGAAAAAAUCCACCCCCCCUGAAAUUGUGCUAUGUAAAAAAUGUAUUUUACUGUAAACUUCUAUAUUUUUAGGUUGUAUGUAAAACGGCACAUUUAGAAAGGUUUAAAAAAUAAAAAAAAGGGAAGGAAGCAAUUGCACUUCAAAUCAAUAUGUUGGCAUGCACAUGUGGUGAAUCACUCUGAAGAAGCUGCACGACGCCAACGAAAUGUAUGAUUCUGCUCAGAGCACGUAUUAAACACGAGAAUCACAUCAAUCAUAAGUUCAAAUCUAACUGUAGGAGAAACCACAAACUCUUCCUGGGUACGAGAAGUCUCUGUGUAGCAGCAGAUAACUCACACAUGCCUCAGAAAAACAUUAGAAAGAAAACGCGUGUAGCUUUUUCCUCCCCGGGUAACAAUUUCAAUGCUUUAUUUGUGUUUCUUUGCCGUCUUAUUUUCCUUCCAGUGUCGUGCACAUGUAGCAGGUUUGAAAUAAAACACUUCAGAUGAUGA